Molecule: messenger RNA, 5201 nt
Organism: Zootoca vivipara (common lizard)
Lineage: Eukaryota; Metazoa; Chordata; Lepidosauria; Squamata; Lacertidae
Gene: SSPN
Product: sarcospan
Cellular component (GO): dystrophin-associated glycoprotein complex; sarcolemma
Source: RefSeq, a predicted model, not a curated record
UCUCUGGGCUAUAAAUGGCGCUUGGAAGCUCCGACAACAACCCGCUCCAAAUGUUUCCCAUAUUUGUGCCGCCUCUUCGAGUCCAAUCCCAGAAACGAGUCAGGGUGCAGCAGCCCCAAAGGCGCGGGGGGAACCAAGCCCACCAACCCCGCCUACGGGCCUGAAAAAGAAAAAGAAGAAAAUCCCUUCAAGUAGCUGCUCCGCGCGGGCAAAGAAGAGACGGAAGCUCAGAGAAACGGCGGCCAGCCCGGCGGCGGAGCAGCCAUGAAGGCGAAGGCGAAGGCGGAGGCGAAGGCGAAGGAGGGCCACGGGGAUCCCCCGGCGGGCCGGCCCGAGGAAGCGCCCACGUGCUGCGGCUGCCGCUUCCCGCUGCUGGCGGCUCUCUCGCAGCUGGCUCUGGGCGCCUCGGUCUCGGUGCUGGGCUUCCUCAUGGCCGCCAUCAGCUCGUCUCUGCUAGUCCGAGACACUCCCUAUUGGGCGGGCAUCCUCGUCUGCAUGGUGGCCUUAUUGGGACUAGUGAUGCUGUGUGUUUCUUACCAACCGGAUGAGAAGACCUGCAUACAAUUUGCCAUCAAGGUUGCCUACUUUCUGCUGAGCGCUCUGAGUCUGAUUGUCUGUGUUUUGGCCGUAGCUUUUGCUGCCUACUGUUACUCACAGAUCACACAGUUUACCUGCGAAACCACCACUGAGGCCUGUCAGUGUAAACUGGAAACAGUGGAUCCCCUCAGCAGAACCUUCAUGUACAAGAAUGUAUCCGACUGUACUGACAUCACCGAUACUUUCAUCCUUUACUUGCUGAUCCAGAUAGUGCUUAACCUCCUUGCAGCAAUCGUGGGCUUCACAGUGUGUUUUGUGAUGUGGAAAGACAGGUACCAGGUCUUUUAUGUAGGCAUCUGGCUACAGUCAUUAACUACUACGGAGGUCCAACAACAGAAAGUAUAGGCAUCCAGGCUGUGUUGAGAAGAACAGUAAACCAUCACCAUCCCACCACCCAAUGGACAAAAAACACCAUGCACAGCAAAGACUUCAGAUUGACCCUAAUAGAGAUAUGUCUAAUUUUAUUUAGUUCAUUAGGUCAAUUCUGUGUCCAGGGCAGCUGUCUAUCAGCUCCAUCUGGUACGCAGGCUGAGUCCCUACCUGCCCGCAGACUGUCUCACCAGAGUGGUGCAUGCUCUAGUUAUCUCUCACUUAGACCACUGCAAUGCGCUCUACGUGGGGCUACCUUUGAAGGUGACCCGGAAACUACAACUAAUCCAGAAUAUGGCAGCUAGACUGGUGACUGGCAGUGGCUGCCAAGACCACAUAACACUGGUCUUGAAAGAUCUACAUUGGCUCCCAAUACGUUUCCGAGCACAAUUCAAAGCCCUUUAAAGCCCUUUAAAUAAUAAUAAUAAUAAUAAUAAUAAUAAUAAUAAUAAUAAUAAUAAUAAUAAUUUAUUUAUACCCCGCCCAUCUGGUCGGGUUCCCCCAGCCACUCUGGGCGGCUUCCAACAAAACAUUUAAAUACAAAAAUUCAUCAAACAUUAAAAGCUUCCCUAAACAGGGCUGCCUUGAGAUGCCUUCUAAAGGUCUGGUAAUUGUUGUUCUCUUUGACCUCUGGUGGGAGGGCAUUCCACAGGCCAUUUGGUCCAGUAUACCUGAAGGAGCGUCUCCACCCCCAUCGUUCUGUCUGGACACUGAGGUCCAGCUCCGAGGGCCUUCUGGCAGUUCCCUCAUUGCGAGAAGCCAAGUUGCAGGGAACCAGGCAGAGGGCCUUCUCGGUAGUGGCACCCACCCUGUGGAAUGCCCUCCCACCAGAGGUCAAAGAGAACAACAGCUACCAGACUUUUAGAAGACAUCUGAAGGCAGCCCUGUUUAGAGAGGCUUUUAAUCUUUAAUCGAUUAUUUUAUUCUUCUGUUGGAAGCCGCCCAGAGUGGCUGGGGAAACCGAACUAGAUGGGCAGGGUAUAAACAAUAUAUUAUUAUCAUUAUCAUUAUCAUUAUUAUUAUAUACAGUGCUUUUUUCUGUGGGUACGCAUACCCCUAAACAUUUUGUGAAUCUUUGAUACUUUUGUCCAUUUACUAUAUUUAUUUCCCUGAUUUACAAUGGUGAUUUUCUUGAGUCAAAAUGAGAAUACCCCUAAGCAUUUUUUUUUUAAAAAAAGCACUGAUUAUAUAUACAAACCUACAGUGGUUUUAUACUAAUUUUGCUGCCCAGGCAUCUCCCAAAGAACCAUGGGAUUUGUAGUAACUUGCUGAGCAUGUUAAGAAUGAUCAGUUAAGGAUGUGUAGUCCCUUUCACAGAACUACAGGUCCUGUCAUUUCCUGGGGAGAGGGAAUGAAAGUGAAAUGACCAGGUCUGUAGUUUCCAUAUGCUCCACCCGCCUAUCCCAACCUAUAAGAUUAGCUGGAUCUAAACUAACAGAAAAUAUUAUAUAGCUACUUCUGGUCCCAAAGCUGGCAUAUGAAAGACAGUACUUGACUAAUAGCCAAAUCCAUAUAUUGCUGCUGUUGUGGCAAAAAUUUCUAUAUUUGCAUUCCCUCUCCUUUACCAUCUCCAUCACUGUAACACAGCUAGAAUUGGUCAUACAACCCCAAAUCAUCGCAUUUUGCAGACCAGACUGUAUGACCACAUAUGAAAGGUCACUUCUUGAACUUAGUUGGAGAAAAGGCGACGCUAGAAAACCUGAUUUGCUUCCCUUUUAUAGGGUUCAAAACCUGCCACUUGAAACAGCUGUGUCUCUCUACCUCAUCUAGAGACAGCCAUAUGUAAAUACUGCUGCAAUGGAGUAUAAUAUGUUUUGAGGAGACCCUUUCCUCCUAAAUACAUGAUUCCAUGCAGGCAAUGAGACUUGCACUCCAUUCUUCAACAUAUUCACCUUGAAAUAAGCCCUUCUCAUAAAAGAACUUAUAUUCCAAGUAAGAAUGUUGAGGAUUCAAAGCCAAUUUCCCUUAACUGUAUGUAUUGUGGAUCAAGUACUAUCCUACACUCUAUACUUGCAUAGCUGGUAGCAUACAAGGGCUAAUCUAUGAAAACUUACUGGUAGAUAAAUGUCCAUUUUCGCUGCUGAGCUACAAAAUCAACACUGAAUUCUAAGAAAUUACAAAAGAUCCACUUUUCUUGGCUACUUCAGGACAACCUUUCUGAAAUGAAAGGGCUCUCCCAACACUCAUGGACACAGGGAGCAUGGAGAAAAGCACUCCUUGGCCAGAGGUCUUCUGGUGCUGCUGUCCUGCAGAUGCCAGCUUUUAGGAUCACGGCAACAGAACAUCUGCCUCAUCACCUGACAACAUGUCAAGAUGGUGACUGUCUUGCCUAAGCCAUAAAACACAGCCUUGCACAAACCACAGUCACCAAUGGAAGCGCUGCACACUGGGAUGAAGUGGAAGGGCUGGGAGAGACUUAUCACUGUGAAAGCAGUGUUUUCUGGUGGUGCCCAAUGCUCCAGACUGUGCCUUCAUGUGAUUGCCAUCUGCGCCUUGCCAACUCAGUCCUGCUGCUCUGUGUGGGAAGCUGCUUGGAGCUCCGCCUGAAAAGCAGAGCUACAGUAGAACUUUGAAAACUCUGUACAAGACUAAUCUCUCUCUCUCUCUCUCUCUCUCUCUCUCUCUCUCUCUCUCUCUCUCUCUCACACACACACACACACACACACACACACACACACACACACCUGCCAAAUAGUGUGGCAUUUUCUUGGAGCUUCUUAAUAUUAUGUUUGCUACUUUGCCUGAAAAAGUUGCUGUGCUAUUUAUUCUAUAUUUAAAGCUCAGUCUACCAGGAUCCUCCCCUGCCUAUUGAAAUCUCUCCAAUCUCUACCCGCCCCCUGCUUAUGUUUGGAAUGUGUUUUUACAUUUUGGUAAAGGGUGUGGAUUGGGAAGGGGCCUGCAAGGGAGUCAGUGAGGAACAACACUCAAGGACUACCAAAGCAUAAAGACCAGGAACUUUCUUUUGGAAUAAGUUACUUAAUGUUCUGCUUUCCCUGCAUUCUAAUAAUAUUCGCACUCUGCAUGCACAAAAAAAGAUAGAGAAAUGGUGUGGAGCUAAACUGGCAGUAACAACUGAAGGACGCCUCUGGUUUCAGCUUCUGCCUGUCAAGAAAGACAUGCUGGGAAGGAAGUGCAAAAGGCACCUGAGAAAUGAGUGGCUGGGAUCCAUAGCUCAGUGGCAAGGCACUUGUUUAGCAUGAGGAAGGGCCCUGGUCCUUGACAUCUUCAGGUAGGGCUAGGAAAAGACCCCGGCCUGAAACCUCAAAGUCUUGCUGCCUGUCAGUAUAGUCAGUAGUGAGCUAGAUGGAUUAUGGUCUUACUCACCAUAAGGCAGUUUCCUCUGUUGCUAUGCUGAUUGCUUCCAGAACUCAGACCCGGGUGUGUGUGUGUGUGUGUGUGUGUGUGUGUGUGUGUGUGUGUUGCCAUCAGUCCUCACUGCCCCGGCUUCAGGCCUGCAAGCUGGUCGUUGUGGUCCAAGGUCCUCUACAAUAAACAACUCCUGUGUGUUGCAGAUUGGGAUUGCAGGUAGAGCCCACCUCUGGAAAGGUUGAAGAGCACGGCUGUUCUGUAGCACAUUUACACAGAGCUCUAGUUGGAGCUUCAAUGUGACCUUUCCAUUAGACACGACCCUGGAAAGUCACAAAGAAGCAGAGGAACCACUUGCCCCGUGGCUUCCUCCCAAGCUGCUAGGCUAAUGCCCAGAUGUUGGCAGUGUUUGGGUUUCUUUCCCAGCCCAGCAGCUAAGGAGGAAUGAAAUCCCUGGGAGGUAGUGGUUCUUUAUUCAUGCGCAGGUGUGUGGGCUUCUUCACCUAUUACACUAUCUGCACACAUGUACAAGUGUCUGAGUGGGAGUGUGUACAUUUAUUGCUUUGCACAGCUCAACUAUUUAUACACACAGGUGCAUAGACUGUACUCUUGUUGAAUACCCUUAUGCAUAUUUACCCACAUUCAAUUCCUGCCACGCCCCCCCCCCCCCAGCCUCCACUGGCUUACGAAGAUGAAUUUUUAAAGGAGUCUAUUAAUGUAACAGAAUCAUUCAUUAUUAACACCUGCCACAAACUACAUACAAUACACUUUAAUCUGUGAGGUCCAUUUAUAAUCAUUAUAUGCACAAUAUAUAUAUUAACUAAUAUUGGAAAACUUGCAAAAUGUAUACAUAGCAGCUUUGGGGUUUUUUACUGUGGUGCUUUUCAUGCCUUUGGAUGCAUUAAACACUUCAGACAGUUAUUUUUAAA